AUGAGCAUCACUAGUGGUAAUAACUCAAUUUUGAAAACUCUGAGGUUGAAGAAUCCGAAGCUUGUGCUGAUGGAGCGUUGUUCCAAUGUUUGGGACCUUAAAUUGAUCCAUGCCUACAUGCUAAGAACCCAUCUCUUCUUCGAUCUCUUCGCAGUCAGUCGCCUCGUGGCUUUCUGCGUACACUCAUCCAACUUGCUCCAUUACGCCAUCAAGCUCGUGUCCCAAAUUCAAAGUCCCAACCUUUUCAUCUAUAAUGCACUUAUCCGAGGAUGUUCCACCACUCAAAACCCUGAAAAUUCUUUUCACUAUUACAUCAAAGCUCUACGCUUUGGUCUAUUACCUGAUAACAUCACUCACCCUUUUUUGGUUAAGGCCUGUGCCCAGCUUGAGUCUUCAGCUAUGGGCAUGCAAGUGCAUGGUCAUAUCAUUAAGCAUGGAUUUGAACAUGACUGUUACGUUCGAAACUCCCUUGUUCAUAUGUAUGCCACUGUUGGGGACAUAAAGGCUGCAAGGAGUAUUUUUCGGAGGAUGCGUUUGCUAAAUAUAUGCAUAUACUAG
Molecule: messenger RNA, 558 nt
Organism: Cajanus cajan (pigeon pea)
Lineage: Eukaryota; Viridiplantae; Streptophyta; Magnoliopsida; Fabales; Fabaceae
Product: Pentatricopeptide repeat (PPR) superfamily protein
Biological process (GO): RNA modification
Molecular function (GO): protein binding; RNA binding; zinc ion binding
Source: RefSeq, a predicted model, not a curated record